AUGACAAUGCCAAAUGCCUCUGCCGCCACAGCUACACAAGAUGGGGAGGAGGAAAGCGAUCUUACCGCGCAUGCGUCAGAUGCCGCCGCCGGAAGACAAAAUGCGAUCUGUCGUCUUAGUGGUGGCAUCGGAGAGCCAAGAAAGAUCCCUUGCGUGUCUUGUUUUGAAUCGGAUAGUGAGUGCGUGCUGGCUGAGUCCCGCCGAGGUGGGAAUUUUCGGAGAUAUGAGCCGAGCAAGAAACCCACAAAGAGUCGCAAGGCUUCACAGCCCACCUCAGACGCGCCGACGAGAACGACCAGGUCAAUUGAGAAGGAGUUGGAUCGUAACUUCGAUGUGUUAAAUGAAGAAAUUAUUGACGAGCAACUCGCCUCCGAGCUUAGGAAUCCUUCAGAUGCCCUACAUAUACUCGCCCAAUCGGAGAAGUCUAAAGAGAUGAUAUCAUCUGUAUUGCCAAGCGAGGAGGGGCGCGAUGUUCUUUUACGUGGACCAUCGAAUGCUGUAUUUGUUGACGAGUAUGAGCUAGUUCAGAGGGGACUAGUUCAUCAUAGCAACAUAUCCGAGUUGCUGCACCUAGACUCCACAAACCAUUCCCUCAUCCAUCGAUAUUGUUGGGAUUACACCCAGAAGCUGCUGCUUGAGGUGCUUCUAGGGCAUCCUUGGAUACUGAGAUCCCGAACAGUUGAGAGUCUGUUGUUGUUAUCGGAAUGGCUUCCCCACAUUGAAUUAACGCAAUCGGCCUCGAACGAAAACAAAAGCAUGUUUAUUGAAGAUAGAACAUCGUGGUCACUCGUCGGCCUAGCUGUCCGACAAGCCUACCUGAUGCGCCUGGAUCAAGGCGCCUUUCCCAAUGUUGUUGCACAGGAGACAAAGGAACAGGCGGAACACAAACGGUUAAUAUGGACAUAUCGACAAAUAUCUGUUCGCUUGGGCCAGUCCUUUUGGUCCCGCGGCCCAUCUCUUUCAACACGCUUCACUGCAAAGGACUUUCCUAGCUUACAGCCUACCUCCAAUGGUGGUCAAGAAGAUUAUGCCUCUGCUCACCAAGCAAUCAUGGAGCUGACACAGCUCAUGCAUAACGCUCAAGCCAUCCUAUACUCCUCGCCGAAGCGGACGUUGGCAAUGGUCCAUGAUGGAGAUUACAGUCGCUAUCUUGACGAUUUCCAACGCGCAGCAAUGAAUUGGCAUGCUACUUGGAGCGAUCUUACAGUAUCUCUCAAAGUGAAGUGUUCUUUAUCUCUGGCUUACGAAUACCUGUGCCUUUAUGUAAACGCAUUUUCGUUCCAAGCUGUUCUCACCAGAAUGUCGGCGCACAAUACCUCAAUUAAAUCGUCUUCCAGGCCAUUUGCUAAAGGCAUCAUGAAUUCUCCUGACGGGCGAUACGUUUGGGAUGCUAUUACAGCGGCCACAAAUACCCUGAAAUUGAUGACUGAUUUCAAUCCCCGACAAGAGUUAUGCUAUUUACCAUAUCGCUACUACUUAUAUGGUGUUUAUGCGGCAGUUUUUCUGCACAGGGCAGAUCGCGCUGGAGCUUUUCAACCCUCACGACGCCGUCAAGAAACCGCGGCGUUGGUUCUCAACUUCAUAUCAGUAUUAGACGGGGCCGCAUCAGAUAAAUUCCACAUCAGUCACAGAUAUAGUCAACUGCUUAGGAAUCUAUGGCAGAUGGGAGAGCGAAACAUUGACAAAGUUCGAGACGCGCGAGCUACUUCUACAUCGACUAUCCAGACCAGGACAACACAACGGUUGCGAAAUUCAGAUCCACUACAUGCUACUCGCACUCCGCUUGAUCAUUCUCCUGAGUGCCACGGCAUAGGAAAUUUUGAUGGCACCGAUUUGUUAAUUGACCAAGUUGCAACUUUGAGCCAAGACCUUUCCGAUAUACCACCAAUGGAGGAUUACCCGUUUGGACCCUUUAUCAACAUACCAGACUUCGAGCUGGGAGAUUUCGGGAACCCUAUAAGUGAUAUGCAGCUUCCAUCGCUCAACUGGGGAGCAAGUCUUAUUGGAAUGGAUACUAUUGGGCAAUGAUUCUUUUGUUACCUUCCUCGUCUGAAGUCAAGCAUGACGAUAUAACAGCUGAUUCCGGUCGAAAAAGAGUGCAAGUUGGAUGAAAUCGGCAGAAGGUAGUUUCUGAUACUAUAAUGCAUGGAGAAGGAGUAGACAUAUAGCAUAUUAUAUGCUACCACAUAGUUCUCUUUGGCAUUGCUGAGAAUUGAAGGCGAGCUUAUUAAAACGAGAGCACGGAGUCGGCCUAUACAAUAAUCACCAUGCAUAAACAACUCCACUAUCUAGUACCUUUAUGUUUCUUC
Messenger RNA from Trichoderma virens Gv29-8, 2309 nucleotides. RefSeq lists its product as uncharacterized. Lineage: Eukaryota; Fungi; Ascomycota; Sordariomycetes; Hypocreales; Hypocreaceae. Gene Ontology annotation, molecular function: DNA-binding transcription factor activity, RNA polymerase II-specific. Gene Ontology annotation, cellular component: nucleus. The coding region runs from base 1 to 2028 and encodes 675 amino acids. The transcript is spliced from 6 exons. The record is from RefSeq and is a predicted model, not a curated record.